This is a messenger RNA of Angiostrongylus costaricensis, 306 nucleotides long. Lineage: Eukaryota; Metazoa; Nematoda; Chromadorea; Rhabditida; Metastrongylidae. The record is from the annotation of a GenBank genome assembly.
AUGAAUGCGUUUCCCCCUGAUGUCGUUCAACAUGGCAUGAAUCCACUGCUCCGAAACACUAUUAAUGAAGCCGUAAAGAUUCUUCUUUAUUCAUCGCGACAUGGUGAUCGUGUUCGAGUGAAUACAAUGUCGUCACAUGAAGAGCUCGUCGAUCCGCUCUACUCGAAAUCGUUCAAAACUGCUCACGAAAGAAGUCAAGACUCAGUUUUAAUGCUGGCAAUGCAAGCAAUUUCAUAUCUGAUACGGUUGCAAGAGAUUCCUCUAGACACAUGGGUAAUGCUCUAUUACCUCAAGAACUUUCUCUAA